UAAGUGAGCACAGUACGAGAGUCCUCCUACGAGACUAUCUCUAUGGUGGAACUAGGACCCCACGCAGGCGGAAGAGAACUCAUUUCUGUGGAUGUGUGCAGCCUCACACUAGAGGAGACUGAGCAAUCGAAGCCACUGUGCCAUGAUCAAGAGAAGAUUGCAUUGCUUUGAGGGUAAUCUUCCAAAGUCAUUAGUCAAUUGUACUUUUCUUGAGGUACUUGAUGUCGGAAGCAAUCGUAUUAAUGACACUUUCCCAUCAUGGUUAGGAAGUAUUCCCAUGUUGCAAGUUCUUAUCCUGAGGCAUAACAACUUCUACGGGAAGAUAACAACCCCAUUCCGUGGUUCAGUUUGUAAUGAUUUUCACAGGCUGCGUAUAAUUGAUCUGUCAUAUAAUUAUCUCACUGGUAACUUGCCAUCUGGGUAUUUUCAGAGUUGGGAUGCAAUGGCAAUUUCAACUGAAAACUUAUCAAACUCAUCCAAUUCUUUAUUUUUUAUGUAUUAUGUCGAAAACUAUCAAAUUUGGCCUUAUGAUGAGAUUUACAAUUAUGUUGUCACCAUAACAAAUAAGGGGAGUGAAAUAUUUUACCCAAAGAUAUUGACCGUAUUGCGAGUCAUUGAUUUUUCAAGCAAUAAGUUCACAGGUAGAAUCCCUAAGGACAUUGGGAAUGUUAGAGGACUUCAGACACUUAAUCUAUCCAACAAUAAUCUUGUAGGUCCUAUCCCAUCUUCUCUGGCCAACAUUACAGGCCUCGAGUCCUUAGACCUUUCUGAAAACAUUCUUUCAGGUUCGAUCCCUCGGGAGUUGACAGUGUUAAACUUUCUUGAGGUCUUCAAUGUUUCACACAAUCGUCUAGUUGGACCAAUACCCGAAGGAGAACAAUUCAAUACUUUUGACAAUAGUUCCUUUGUUGGGAACUUGGCAUUGUGUGGAGCUCCAUUGUCUCAAAAAUGCAAGAAAGACUCCAUUCCAUCAUCACCUCCACAUAACGCAACAAAUGAUGAAGAGGAUACUGAGUUGAUUGAUUGGAUCAUCAGAUCAUUGGGGUGUGUAAGUGGAUUUAUAAUCGGCUAUGUCAUUGGGAAGAUAUACGUGGAUGAUCGACAUCAUGAUUGGUUUGUGGAGACUUUUGGAAGGAUAACGAGGCCGAAAAAAGAGUGAUGAGGAGGUCAACACAAAGGCUCAGGAGAAAUUGAAAAAGCUGUAGUUGCAAGGCUUCCUAUCUUUUUGUUUCCUAGUACAGUGUUUUUUGCUUAUGUCUAUCUUGUGUAUUAUCCAGUGUUAUGUCAUGUAAUAUUUUGCUAGCUAUAUGAAUAAGAUAGCACCCUAUGAGAAUGUGUUAAAUUUUUGAACAAGGAAGAGGAGAGUUUGGGCCACAAACAAGGCUUUGGAGCUUCCAUACUAAAACCAAUUGGCAAUAGUAGGAGUAACUCCUCUACCUUAUAAAGUGGAACUAACUCUCCUCUUUCUCCAAUGUGGGACACUCACAAGUGGGCUACAAUGGGUUUCAACACCAUGAUAUAUUCCUGCUGUGACCUGUGACAUUUUAUCAAAACUUAUUCCUAACAUUAUUGUGCUGCUUUUGUUAUCAACUUUGUU
Molecule: messenger RNA, 1597 nt
Organism: Chenopodium quinoa (quinoa)
Lineage: Eukaryota; Viridiplantae; Streptophyta; Magnoliopsida; Caryophyllales; Amaranthaceae
Product: receptor like protein 30-like
Exons: 2
Coding region: 143-1159 (338 amino acids)
Molecular function (GO): protein binding
Source: RefSeq, a predicted model, not a curated record